UUUUUAGUCGUCAAUAAACGAACACUACCGACAACUAAUCAAUGAAGGUGUGUUUACGAUUAUUGUCGUUUCCUCAAAAUUAAAUGCUGGCCGUCGAAAUAAAUCCGUUGUGUUUUAUGUGUAAUGUUUGUGUGAAAUAUUUAAAACAUGUCCAAUUUAUAUUUGAAAGUGUGAAGUUCUAAUUACUCAUUUGUAAUUCGUGUAAAACGGUUAAAAUGUCAGUUCCCCAUAGCGGCGGUAUGUCCAAGUUAAAAAAGAAACAUUUCAGAGUGAAACAUCAAAAAGUAAAGCUUUUUAGAGCUAAUGAACCAUUGCUUUCGGUUUUUAUGUGGGGUGUUAAUCAUACAAUAAAUGAGCUAAUGCAUGUACCAGUUCCUGUAAUGUUGCUUCCUGAUGACUUUAGAGCUUACUCGAAAAUUAAAGUGGAUAAUCAUUUGUUUAACAAAGAAAACAUGCCAUCACAUUUCAAGGUAAAAGAAUAUUGCCCCAUGGUGUUUAGAAAUAUUAGGGAACGAUUUGGCGUUGAUGACUUGGAUUACAAAGAGUCGCUAACAAGAUCUCAACCCCUACCUGAUGAUAUGGCAGGAAAGAGUGGAGCAAAAUUUUACCAUAGUUAUGAUAAAUUAUUUGUAAUAAAGACACUGACUUCUGAAGAAGUAGAAAGAAUGCAUUCGUUUUUAAAACAUUACCAUCCAUAUAUUGUUGAAAGGCACGGUAAGACAUUGUUACCGCAGUAUUUGGGAAUGUAUAGAUUAACAGUAGAUGGAAUUGAACACUAUUUAGUUGUGACACGAAAUGUUUUCUCUAAUCAUCUCAGUGUCCAUAGGAAAUUCGAUUUAAAAGGCUCCACUGUUGAUAGGGAGGCAUCGGAUAAGGAAUUGGAAAAAGAUUUGCCAACACUUAAAGAUAAUGAUUUUGUAAACCAACAAAUGAAGGUUUAUAUUGGAGAAGAAGCGAAACAAAAGCUUCUCGAAACGUUGUCCGCUGACGUAGAAUUUUUGACAAAACUGCACUUGAUGGACUACAGUUUGUUAUUAGGUAUUCACGAGGUUGAGAGAGGCGAACAAGAACUGAGAGAGAGAGAAAAUGAGGCUGAAAACACUGGCUUAGACUCGGACGAGAGCGAAUCUGGAUCAGGCCUAGAAAACAGAAAUUUAGGCUUUAAUACUCCCCCCGAUUCACCAAACGCUGUCGUACAAUUCGUCAGAGAUCACAGUCUUCAGUAUGAAGGUCAUAUCAUACCCGAGUUGGACAUUUACGCUAUACCAAGCUGCGAUGCGGCCCCCGUGAAAGAGAUCUACUUCGUUGCCAUUAUAGACGUCUUGACCCAUUACGGGGUAAAGAAGCAGGCCGCGAAAGCCGCCAAAACCGUCAAAUACGGAUCGAACGUCGACGGAAUAAGUACCUGUGAUCCUGAUCAGUAUGCGAAGCGAUUUAUCGACUUCAUAACGAAAGCGAUCGAGUAAAUUUUUUCCAUUUCUUUUUUGGUACUACUUGUUAUUUUACUUUUUAUUAAUUACUUCUCUCGUCCCGCCAUCCCCGCGACCAACUCAGUCGGAGUCAAUCGUCAAUCUCUUCCAAUCUACUAACGAUUCUAUCAACUAAAUUAUCAAAGUAUCCAUUAAUUAGUUGUUUAAUUUUUGUGUUAGAUAAAAGGGAAGACAGAACACAGUAAUAAAUUUAAAUUCCUUCGGGACCUUUUGUCCUCGUCAUCUUGGAAUGUUCUUUUUUUUAUUAAAUACAUUGGUGUGCUCUAGUGUACCACUUCGCAAUAUUUACAGGCUGUGCCCCCGCUAGUUGUUCCGUAUUAUAUUCACUACUUUUUACGUAAUCUUUUUUAACGUUUCGGCCGUUUUACAUAAUUAACGAACGCUCAACAACUGUUCUAAUGAGUUUAUUUUUCUUUUUACAUUAAUUAAACGUAGCAUAAAAAUUAUAAGUAAUGGAAUCUACCAAUGAUGAAGUUCUUUCUUCAUUUGCUAUCUUCCACUAUUUAGAUAAGUUAAGUACACUAUGCACACGCUAAAACUUUUCUCUUAAUAUUUAACGAAACGUAUUUUAAAUUGGUAACUCUUAUCAAAACUCAAUUAAAAAGCCGAAGUAUUUUUAUGCCCCUGUUAAUUAAUUUAUUUAAUUCAAAGAUAUCAAGGGCUUCCAAUUAAAAAAAAACUAGGACAGUUAAAAAUACAUGUAUGCAUCUGUAGUAUUGAUAGAACAUAGAUAAAAAAAUACUUUUUUUGUUCAAAUAACAGCUUUUCAAUUCAUUUAUGAACUGUAGCAAAUAAUUUAACGUUUUUCUUUUCUGAUUUAUACAUUUUUCUUCGGUCUUUGGGAAACUAAAAAAAAAAAAUAAGAAUGUUUCAACUAGUAAUUUGUUAAGUUCUUGUAAUUUAUUUAAUUUUGGCCUAGACAGUCACUUUUAAGAACUGUGCACAGCUAGGUUGAACUAAUUAUUAAAUAAAUUACAUGUUGAAACAUUCUUGUCGUGUGUUUUCUUUAUUAAAUGUUUCAUCGAGAAUACACCUACGAUUUAGGUAUUAUUAAACAGAACAUGUUGAGCGUUCGAUAUAUUUUUAAUUCUAGGUAGCUGUAACGCACACUAGUAAUAAUAUCAGUAAAUCAUAAAGUUAUUUGGAAGUGUCCUCUUUAGUAAAAUGAAUUACUAUAUGCAGCAUAAGUAGGAGUUAGUUUGAAGACUCUAUAUUUGUACUACUAAUACUACUACUACUACUACUACUCUGAACACCACAAUUUGAAAUUGAACUCACUGUAAUAUGAAAAAAAAAAAAAAAAGAGGAAAG
Molecule: messenger RNA, 2801 nt
Organism: Agrilus planipennis (emerald ash borer)
Lineage: Eukaryota; Metazoa; Arthropoda; Insecta; Coleoptera; Buprestidae
Gene: PIP4K
Product: phosphatidylinositol 5-phosphate 4-kinase type-2 alpha
Exons: 8
Coding region: 216-1466 (416 amino acids)
Biological process (GO): phosphatidylinositol metabolic process
Molecular function (GO): phosphatidylinositol kinase activity
Source: RefSeq, a predicted model, not a curated record